AUGCCUUGGAUCUCAAAAGCCGCCCUGCACACCCGUCGCCCCUGCCAGGACGCCCCCAACCACUUCCUGAACGGCGGCGCGACCAUUGAGCAGCUGCCGCUGUCGGCCCUCAUCGGCCCCGCUGACAUCAUCGACGUGCCCGACUCUACAAACGUGACGGCCGACGCCCUCCGCGCCCUGGACGUCCCCGCCGACGCGACGCGCCUGCUGUUCCGCACCUUGAACACCAGGCGGCGCCUGAUGGAGGUGACGCCGUUUGCGAGCGACUACGUGGGGCUGGACGCGUCGGCGGCGCGAUGGCUGGCGAAAGAGCGGCCGGGGGUGGUGCUGGUGGGGAUCGAUUACGUCAGCAUUGGCAUGCUGGAGGAUAUCGUUGAGGCCCACAAGGAGCUGUUCAGAAAGGGCACCGUGGUGGUGGAGGGCCUGGACCUCUCCGCCGCCCCCACCGGCCGCCACCAUCUCACCUGCCUGCCGCUGCUGUUGGUCGGCUCCGACGGCGCUCCGGGCCGCUGCAUCCUGCAGACGAACUCUCAGGGCGCUUCAAAGUGA
Monoraphidium neglectum is the source of this 549-nucleotide messenger RNA. RefSeq lists its product as hypothetical. The transcript is spliced from 2 exons. The record is from RefSeq and is a predicted model, not a curated record. Bases 1 to 549 code for a protein of 182 amino acids. NCBI's taxonomy places the organism in Eukaryota, Viridiplantae, Chlorophyta, Chlorophyceae, Sphaeropleales, Selenastraceae. Gene Ontology annotation, molecular function: arylformamidase activity.